CGCGGCGGGGCUCGGGCGCUCCCGCUCCCCUUUGUUCGCCGCUCCGAUGGCGGCCGGGCCGGGCGGCGGCCCCGGCGCGCCCAGCGAGGCGGAGGCGGUGCAGCUCUGCCGCAGCCUGGAGGUGGGCACCGUCAUGACCCUCUUCUACUCCAAAAAGUCGCAGCGACCCGAGCGGAAAACUUUCCAGGUGAAGCUGGAGACGCGGCAGGUCACCUGGAGCCGCGGCUCCGAGAAGGUCGAGGGGGCCGUGGAUAUUCGUGAAAUCAAAGAGAUUCGUCCAGGAAAAAACUCGCGUGACUUUGACCGGUACCAGGAGGAUCCGUGUUUCCGACCAGACCAGUCUCACUGCUUCGUGGUCCUCUAUGGCACAGAAUUCCGGCUGAAGACCCUCAGCCUCCAAGCUACUUCUGAGGAUGAGGUCAAUAUGUGGAUCAAGGGGCUGAACUGGCUGGUGGCAGACACUCUGAGGGCACCCACCCCCCUGCAGAUUGAAAGGUGGCUCCGGAAGCAGUUCUACUCGCUGGAUCGCAACCGGGAAGACAGGAUCUCUGCCAAGGAUCUGAAGAACAUGCUGUCUCAGGUCAACUACCGGGUGCCCAACAUGAGGUUCCUGCGGGAGAGACUCACGGAUGUGGAGCAAAGGAAUGGGGACAUCACAUAUGGGCAGUUUGCACAGCUCUACCGCAGCCUGAUGUUCAGCGCCCAGAAAACGAUGGAUGUCCCAUUCCUGGAAAGGGGUGGAGAAAGGUCUGAGCACUUCAGGGUGUCACUGCUGGAGCUGCAGAAGUUCUUACUGGAGUACCAGAGGGAGCUCUGGGCUGCAGAUACCCUUCAGGUACAGGAAUUCAUGUUCAACUUUCUGAGAGACCCUUUGAGGGAGAUUGAUGAGCCUUAUUUCACCCUGGACGAAUUUCUCACCUUCCUGUUUUCCAAAGAGAACAGCAUCUGGAACUCACAACUGGACAUGGUGUGUCUGGAGAACAUGAACAACCCCCUCUCCCAUUACUGGAUCUCCUCCUCACACAACACGUACCUGACGGGGGAUCAGUUCUCGAGCGAGUCCUCGCUGGAGGCGUACGCGCGCUGCCUGCGCAUGGGCUGCCGCUGCAUCGAGCUGGAUUGCUGGGACGGUCCCGAUGGCAUGCCCGUCAUCUACCACGGACACACCUUAACCACCAAGAUCAAGUUCUCCGACGUCUUGGUCACUAUCAAGGAGCAUGCCUUUGUCACCUCUGAUUUCCCUGUCAUUCUGUCCAUCGAGGACCACUGCAGCAUUGCUCAGCAGAGGAACAUGGCUCAGAAUUUCAAGAAAGUCUUUGGGGACAUGCUCUUGACCAAACCAGUCGAUAUUUCUGCUGAUGGCCUUCCCUCUCCAAACCAGCUCAAGAGGAAGAUUCUCAUCAAGCACAAGAAGCUGGCAGAGGGCAGUGCUUAUGAGGAGCUGCCCACGUCCGUGAUGUAUUCAGAGAAUGACAUCAGCAACUCCAUCAAGAACGGGAUCCUCUACCUGGAAGACCCCAUAAAUCACGAGUGGAACCCUCAUUACUUUGUGCUGACCAGCAGCAAGAUCUAUUACUCUGGGGAGACAACCAGUGACCAAGGAAACGAGGAUGAGGAAGAGCAGAAGGAGGUGAGCAACAGCACCGAGCUUCACUCCACAGAGAAGUGGUUCCACGGGAAGCUGGGAGCAGGCCGUGACGGGCGGCACAUCGCGGAGCGGCUGCUCACCGAGUACUGCAUCGAGACGGGGGCCCCCGACGGCUCCUUCCUCGUCAGGGAGAGCGAGACCUUUGUUGGGGACUAUACCCUCUCCUUCUGGCGCAACGGGAAGGUGCAGCACUGCCGGAUCCACUCGCGGCAGGAUGCCGGCAGCCCCAAGUUCUUCCUGACGGACAACCUGGUGUUCGACAGCCUCUACGACCUCAUCACCCACUACCAGGGGGUGCCACUGAGGUGCAACGAGUUUGAGAUGAGGCUGACAGAGCCGGUGCCACAGACCAAUGCCCAUGAGAGCAAAGAGUGGUACCACGCCAACCUCACCCGGGCCCAGGCCGAGCACAUGCUGAUGCGGGUGCCCCGCGACGGAGCCUUCCUGGUGCGCAAGAGGAGCGAGCCCAGCUCCUAUGCCAUCUCCUUCAGGGCAGAAGGGAAGAUCAAGCACUGCCGGGUGCAGCAGGAGGGCCAGACUGUGCUGCUGGGCAACUCUGAGUUCGAGAGCCUGGUGGACUUGAUCAGCUACUACGAGAAGCACCCGCUGUACCGCAAGAUGAAGCUGCGGUACCCCAUCAACGAGGAGACGCUGGAGAAGAUCGGCACCGCGGAGCCGGACUACGGAGCCCUGUAUGAGGGACGCCACCCCGGGUUCUAUGUGGAAGCCAACCCCAUGCCCACCUUCAAGUGUGCAGUCAAAGCCCUGUUCGACUACAAGGCCCAGCGGGAGGACGAGCUCACCUUCACCAAAAAUGCCAUCAUCCAGAAUGUGGAGAAACAGGAAGGAGGCUGGUGGAGAGGAGAUUAUGGUGGCAAGAAGCAGCUGUGGUUCCCUUCCAACUAUGUGGAGGAAAUCACCAGUCCCAGUAGCCUGGAGCCAGAGCGGGAGCAGCAGCUGGAUGAGAACAGCCCCCUGGGAGACCUGCUCGGAGGUGUCCUGGACGUGCCUUCGUGCCAGAUCGCCAUCCGCCCCGAGGGGAAGAACAACCGGCUCUUCGUGUUCUCCAUCAGCAUGUCCUCGGUGUCGCGCCUGUCCCUCGACGUGGCGGCCGACACGCACGAGGACCUGCUGGACUGGGUGAAGAAGAUCCGGGAGGCAGCUCAGACAGCUGAUGCACGGCUCUCCGAAGGGAAGAUGAUGGAGAGGAGGAAGAAAAUUGCCCUGGAGCUUUCUGAGCUGGUGGUCUACUGCCGACCUGUGCCCUUCGAUGAAGAGAAGAUCGGCACAGAGAGGGCCUGUUACCGAGAUAUGUCCUCCUUCCCCGAGACCAAGGCGGAAAAGUACGUCAACAAGAUCAAAGGCAAGAAGUUCCUGCAGUACAACCGCCUGCAGCUCUCCCGCAUCUACCCCAAGGGCCAGCGCCUCGACUCCUCCAACUACGACCCCCUGCCCAUGUGGAUCUGUGGCAGCCAGCUGGUAGCACUCAACUUCCAGACCCCAGACAAGCCCAUGCAGAUGAAUCAGGCCUUGUUCAUGUCCAGUGGCCAGUGUGGGUACGUCCUGCAGCCAACCAACAUGCGAGAUGACAUCUUUGACCCCUUCGACAAGGGCACGCUGCGAGGCAUCGAGCCGCUCUCCAUCUCCAUUGAGGUCCUGGGGGCUCGGCACCUUCCCAAAAAUGGAAGAGGAAUCGUUUGUCCUUUUGUGGAGGUGGAGGUGUCCGGUGCCGAGUAUGACAAUGCCAAGCAGAAAACCGAGAUCGUGGCGGACAACGGCCUGAACCCCCUCUGGACCCCGAAGCAGUUCCACUUCCAGGUCAGCAACCCUGACUUUGCCUUCCUCCGCUUUGUGGUGUACGAGGAGGACAUGUUCAGCGAUGAGAACUUCCUGGCUCAGGCCACCUUCCUGGUGAAAGGCUUGAAGACAGGUUUCCGAGCUGUUCCCCUGAAGAACAACUACAGUGAGAAUUUGGAGCUGGCUUCCCUGCUGGUCAAGAUAGACAUUUUCCCUAGCAAGCAGGAGAAUGGUGAAAUAAACCUCUUCAGUGCUUCAGCCCUACGGGAACGAGCAGGGGAUGCCUCCAGUCAGCUGCUGUCAAGCAGAGGCAGAGAGGGGUCCUUUGAGUCGCGGUACCAGCAGCCUUUUGAGGAUUUCCGGGUGUCACAGGAGCAGCUCGCUGACCACUUCGAGAGCCGGGAGCGAAGGGUACUGCGGAGGACCCGGGUCAACGGGGACAACCGGCUGUAGCCCAUCCCGGCGGGCGAAAGCACCUCCAGUGCUUGUGAAUCUCACAGCACGCUGUGAACUGGUUUCUAUGGAAACGGCACUGCUAUGGCCUACUUUCAGGCAGCUUUUCCAGUUUCUCUGCUGAAGUGUGUUCAAGUGGAGAACUAAAAAAAAAAAAAAUAAUAUUGGAAAAAAAAAACCCCACUCCAAAACCAACCCCAAACCACCCUCCAACCUUCACCACCAAGCCCUUAAUGAAGCGUGUCGGUGCAGACAGGCUGCCAGCCGCUGAGGUGAGAGACCAAACUGCCUAUAAUCACAAGGAGAGACCCAAAAAACCCCCAUCCAGCCCUCUGUGUCGCUGCUCUGCCUGUAUUCCAGAGAUCCUGUGCAGCUGCCAGAGGCUCUGUGCAGCCAUCCUUUGCUGUACUGUUCCCAGCACUCUGGGCAGGGGGGGACUUUGGAGACCAAGGCAGCACUAGCUGUGUCCUGGCAUCGGAUCUACUACCUGUAUAGCCUCUGCCUAAGGGUCCAGUAGUGAAACUCUGUGUUUACGGGGCCGCUCUAGCUUUAAACGACAAUAAAAGUGUCAGUAUUAUGUGUGUGCUGGCUCAGGUGUCUGGUGGGCUGUGCCCUGCACAGGGGUGCAGCCAUUCCUGAGGGGAGCUUGCACUGUUCUCUCCUUCCUCCUGGAUUUAGGGGGUUUGCAGCUGCUGAGGGGAAAAAUAAUAAGCAGCAGCAUCAGGUUUAAUGUUUUCAUUCAAAAGGAUAAAACGAGGUUAUGUGCUACCACUGGCCAUGCAGUUCUGAGCCAGCCUGGGGACAAGCACCCCAGGAUGAAGAAGAGCUCCCAGGACAGAGGUGUCUGAGCUCAGCAUGUGGCUGGGUCACUCACUCAUGGCCUUACCCCAUCGUGCUCUUAAAACAAAUGGGAAGGUUGUGAUGAAGCAUUCCCAGCCCUCUCCACGUGGGGCAGCUCCUGCUGUGAUGCCCUGGGCUUAAGGGCAUCACCACGGGCCUCCCCAGACCCCAGUGCAAGCACCAGUCAACUCACGCUUGUCUUUUACGCUCUUUAUUUAGGAACAACCAAAAAUGUCUGGUUUCAUUUCAACAAACUGUACAAGCAAGCUCUUCCCCUCGCCCACCCUCACAUCCACAUAUACAAAAGGAAGGGAAACUUGCCAUUCACUUCUCAGAAGUGGCAUUGUUGCUACAGGGAGUUCUUGCCCUCAGAAUAAGAGCAGGUAAAGUCCAUAGCAGGUACAAGCUACCCUAGCCCUAAUAAUAGCUACAGCCCACAAUCACAGGCAGCUUCACUUUUUUUUUUUUCCCUCUUUAAAACCUUUAGCAAAAGUAAAAACUAUUUCCUGUUUCACACGAUUGCCAAAGUGGCCAUUUAAAAUUGUGGUCUUGAAAAAAAACACAGUAACAACCCUACUGGAACCCCCCACACCUCCCCAGUACAAAGACAGUUUACACAGCAGAGCACUCGCUCUGCUCCCUCACUGCAAGGACACCCUUAUGAAAGGUCCCAUUGCAGCUACAAUUACAUUUUCCUUUGGAUAAAUCCAAGCAAAAAUUCCAGGUCAUUCAGCACCAGCAUGAUUUCUAAAUAACAAUAAUUAAAAAAAAAAAAAAAAAAAAAAAAGAGACCCCAUUAGGCUGACUUUGUGGUCUGCUGAGAAACAAAGUGAUCAACACGCUGUUCCCAAAGUCUCUCUUUUAGUGCAAUGUUAGUAUGUGCAAGGGGAAUCACAGCCACGUACCCAUAACACCACCACGAGCCAGAUGGGGCAGAGAGAAAGUGCAAUUUUAGCUAGAAGUUUUCUAUGCCAUGGAUUCCUAGCCCAACCCUCACUAGCACCAGUAAGCAAGAGUCCUCCUAACACUGCCCUCCAUCAGUGCAGGUAAAAAGGGGCCUUAAUUGUGCCAUAAAAAUAUGGCCAAUGUCAGCAAACAGAGCACUUGGGCAAUAACCAGAAAAUUCAAAAUUAAAAAAAAAAAAGAAAAUUCACUGCUUAGGUAACAGAGCUCCCUUGGUCUGCCCUAAAGUUUGUGAUGCCAAUCCAGCACUCCUGGCAGGACCACUGCCAGUAAAACACAGAGCAGAAACUAACCCUCCCAAUUUAAAAAAAAAAAAAAGGGAGAGCCUGCAAGUGCCUCAUCCCUCUCCAUGUGAAGUGUUGCCUAAUCUUCCCUGCUGUUUUGGGGAUCAGCUGGGUCUUGACACCAGUGGUUGCAGGUGAGCUGAAUCACAUCAGGCCCCUGAUCAAUUUGAAAAGAGCAAAGCCAAAGUUAUCAGGGUAACUGGAGACAGAAGUUUACAAAUAUUUGAAAUACUGUCAACACUGUAAUUUGUGCCUAAGUGCUGAAAAUCAUCUCUCUCUUCUGAUUCCCAGUGAUCCAGCUUCCAGUCAGGUUGUCUCUGUUACAUCUCUAAGAGAGAGGGGCUGCAGGGAAGACACAAUACAACACUCCUCCAUGUGAUCAAACUGUUGCUUUUCAAUUUAAAAAAAAAAAACAACAAAAAAAACAAAAACAAAAACCACGAAAUCCUAAAUGUAAAACCUGCCUUCUACAGUUUCCUUCUUUUCCUGAACAGUCAAGGGACAAAUAGCAAAAAUUAACCAAGCAGGUAUCUUGCAGCUCCAGCCAGGUAAAGGGUUUCAGCUGUAGCAGCUGCUGCUUUUGCUCGUUGCUUCUCAUGGUGACCAACACAAAUCCCUGGCAGGGAGGGGACAUGAAGCCACACAAAAUACCUCCAAUCAGCUGUGCCCAUCCUCCCACCAGAUGCAGGCCUGGUGUCCAUCAGCGCUCACCUCUCAGGCAAGUGGAAAUAGGAACCUGUAGAUUAUGGUUGGUUUAGUGUCCUGCUUUAAAAAAAAAAUAAAAAAAAAAUAAUGAUUUCCAGGAUGCUAAUUAUGGACCUGAAAAAUAAGGUACCCAAAUGAAACACGGAGCCAUGUCUAAGGCUGGCACAAAUCAGGGUUUCGGGUUAUUAAGCAAUUGGAUUGUGCCCUUAAUCUAAGCAGUCUCAGAGACAUAAGUAACAAGAUUCACAUGGAUUAAAAAUAAUGGUUACUGCUGUGCCUGCCAAGCCCGAGCUCAGACAGAGCCGAUGGAGGUGGAGAAUAUAAUUUCCCUUCCUUACUGAUGCUGGCUACAUCACCUCGGUCUUACACCCCUCCUUUCAAGUCAAGAUAGUCAUCUUUGAUUAGAUGAUGAUAAAUAUUCACACACUGUGUAGAACUGUGGUGACACUUCCUCUUAACACCACAAGAGCUGCUGCUGGGACUGUCAAGCCACCUCUCAAUUUUUCCUUUCAGUUUUGGAUGCAAACACAUUUCCAAUGUCCUGCACCAAAACCCGAGUCUGUCUGGAGAUGGCACCUGCUUCUCCUUCUCAACAGAGAAACAGGGGACCACAGAGCUAAACCCUCAGAAAUCUUCAGCUUAUACUUUUAUGGAGAUUUCAAGUCAACAAAAAAAUGCAGAUAACAAGGAAUGUAGGAGUAGAAAGGGAACUCGAUCACUUUUUGACUUUUUUUUGUCUCUAAAUCUCACCCUCCCCACGCAGUGGCAUUUGCCAGCCCCGUCGCCACGUCCGAGGGGAGUCUGCAUGGAACCACUUUUUAAAAUUCCUUUGACCCAAAAGAAAGAAAACUCCUGCUGUGCUUGUAUGAAUGCAUGGAGACAAAGCUCAAAAACCUCAGCAGCUUCCAACCCUCAAGGCUGUUUUUUCUGUGUACACCGGGAAAUUCUCCCUCUAGCUCACAAGAUUUCUUUUCAAUUUUUCUGGAAAACUGGCUGAAUAUAAUCCAAGUGCAAAAUAUUUCAGCUAGUGCAUGGAAACAUGGUUUGAAGGGACCAGUUCAUACCAUAGUCCUUAAGCAUUUCUGUAGAUGGAGUGGGGAAUCACUCUUCCAAUUAGCCAUAGGCCUUUAAGUGUACACCAAAAAUCCCACAGAAAAUCACCUUGAAUGGGCAAACUACACUUCCAACAUAUUUAUAUAGCAAGUAGUUAGUAAAAGUGUACAUUUUUAAUGUACAUCUUAAUGCAAUAAAGAAUCAAUGGCAUAUCUGAACUGUAUAUAUGUGUACUUAAAUAAACCUGCAUGUACAUAGACACUA
Molecule: messenger RNA, 8007 nt
Organism: Pipra filicauda (Wire-tailed manakin)
Lineage: Eukaryota; Metazoa; Chordata; Aves; Passeriformes; Pipridae
Gene: PLCG1
Product: phospholipase C gamma 1
Exons: 32
Coding region: 47-3898 (1283 amino acids)
Biological process (GO): phosphatidylinositol-mediated signaling; phospholipid catabolic process; positive regulation of epithelial cell migration
Molecular function (GO): phosphatidylinositol-4,5-bisphosphate phospholipase C activity; calcium ion binding; protein binding
Source: RefSeq, a predicted model, not a curated record